Molecule: messenger RNA, 3186 nt
Organism: Meloidogyne enterolobii
Lineage: Eukaryota; Metazoa; Nematoda; Chromadorea; Rhabditida; Meloidogynidae
Source: the annotation of a GenBank genome assembly
AUGGUACGCAAUGUUUGUAUUAUAGCCCAUGUGGACCAUGGUAAAACUACACUUGCUGACUAUUUAGUUUCUGCUAAUGGAAUUAUUUCUGCUCGCCUGGCCGGUAAACUCCGUUAUAUGGAUAGUCGAGAGGAUGAACAAAUACGAGGGAUUACUAUGAAAUCAAGUGCUAUUACUCUUUAUUAUGAACCUGUACUAAUAAAUUUGAUCGACAGCCCUGGUCACGUUGAUUUUUGCAAUGAAGUUAGUUCUGCUGUAAAUUUAGCUGAUAUUGGCAUUCUUCUUGUUGACGUGGUUGAAGGUGUUUGUGCUCAAACUGAAUCACUUAUACGUUUGGCAUUGAUCAAAAAAUUGGACAUAAUACUUGUGCUUAAUAAAAUUGAUAGAUUAAUUGUUGAACUUAAAAUGUCUGAAACAGAAGCACACAAACAUUUGCAACAACUUAUUGAAUUUAUGAAUGCCUGUCUUUCGAAAGCUAUUCAGGGUCAAUUAUUUGAAGAAGAUUGGAAAAUUUUUGACCAGGUAGAGGCCAGAAUGCAUUUUGAUCCAUCCAAAGGAAAUGUUUUGUUCGCUUCAGCACUUUAUGGCUAUGCUUUUGCAAUUGAAGAUUUUGCCGAAUUAUGGGCUAAACGUUUAAUUGCUAGACAGACAUGGCAAUCAGAAGAAACAAAUAAAAAUAAGAGGAUGGACGUUAAGGCCGAAAUAUCUGAAUUAAGAACUCAACUAGCUCAACAUCUCUUUUCCAGAGACCACUAUUUUUCAUCUAAAACAAACAAAAUUUGUUCUGAUCAAUUUGUGCUUGAACCUCUUUGGGAAGUUCAUAAGUGUGCACUUGUGGACAAAACAGUGGAUAAGUUAAGUCAAAUUGCUUCCAAGUUGUCUUUGCCAAGUUUAAAGAGUCGAAGAGGAGAUGAGGCCUUCCCAGAACUAAUGCGUAAUUGGCUUCCAUUGAGUUCUGCAAUUGUUCGUGCUUGUGCUAGAAGUUGUUCAGCACAAAAUGCUUAUAAAAUGCCACACAACGACUCUUUGUCAGAUUGGAAUAGGAUUCGAGAUUUGUUUGUUCAAAAUGAUGGAGAUGUUGGCACUUUAGUAGAUAAAACCCAAUUAUCUACUCCUUUGCCGUAUACAGCUAAUUGUUUAAGCAAAUGUGAUCCAAAUGAUCCAUUAGUGUUAGGAUUUGUUGCUAAAGCCUUUGCCGCAUCUGAUCAGGUUCAGAUUCAACGUCGUAUCUCUCUUUGCCGAGUAAUGUGUGGAACUUUAAGAAAAGGCGAUCAAAUUUUUGUUUUUAAAUCCUUACAAAAUGCUAAAAUCACUCAAACUGGACAGUCUCGACUAGAAGAAAAUGAUUGCUGGCGUGAAUUUACAGUUACUGCUUUAUUUAUUUUAUUUGGUCGUGAUCUUCUUGAAGUUGAACGUAUUCCUUGUGGACGCAUCUGUGGAGUUGAAGUUAAUGGGGGAGAGUGGAUUGGAGGUUCUUUGUUUAGCAAUCGCCAAUUAUCUCCUUCAGAAAUCCCCCAUAUGGAAGGAGCUAAACAACUUGGAAAAUUUGCUGAUCCAAUUGUUCGAGUCACAAUAAAACCAGCAAUAUCUGGGCCGGCAGAAUUUGCUGAAUUACGGGCUGCUCUUCGACAAUUAGCAGUUUUAGAUUCAGCAGUUAGUAUAGUUGAGCAGAAGGAAAAUGAAUUUUUGAUGUUAACUGCUGGAGAGGUACAUUUACAAAAAUGUAUUGAGGAUCUUAACUCGCUUGGUCAGACAGAUUUAGUUGUUUCUGAACCAAUUGUUCCUUUUCUUGAAACUUUGGUUGUUCCUGAUCAACGUUUAUCACACGCAAAAAUACUCACUGAUCACCUUACAGAAUGUUUUAUGCCUCAAUUUGGUCUGAGGAUACGUUUGAGAGCCGUCCCAUUAACUGGACUAGAACCAGAAACUAAUAAACUUUUUGAAUUGAUGGAACGUAAUAGUCAACUCAUUGAUUCUCUUAAAGAAGGCAUUUCUAAUCUUCAACAUCGUUCUAAAAUUGAAGCUUUUCGUUUAGAAUUAGCAGAACAAGCAAGUAUUAGUCUUCCUAAACUUCGUGGGUCUUGGUGGGCAAAGAAGCCUUCCGUACAAAUUCGACAACUUUUUACUGAAAAUAUUCUUGCUUUUGGACCAACAAAAGCUCGAUUAAAUAUUCUUUUCAAUAACAAUGCUUUACCUUUUUAUAAUAAUGAAGAUAAUGAAAAUAAUAAUAAAAUGAACAGAGAUUCUGAACAGAAGGAAGGAAAUACAGCGUCUAUUAGAGAAGCUAAUCUCAGUCCAUUGGAACAAGCACUAGUAGGAGGUUUCCAUAUUGCAAUGGCUCAAGGCCCUCUCUGUGAUGAACCUAUGCAAGCAAUUGGUAUUAUAAUUGAGAAUUGGAUAUUAGAAGAUAAAACUGAAAGAAAUAAUGUUGAAGUAGAGGAUACAAAAAAUGAAGAAGAAACGAGAAAUUUAGUUGAAGAUGAUGAUGAAAAUGAUAAAAGGAUAAUUGGUGUUGAAGGAACAUCUAAAGAAUUAAAUGAGAGGAAAGAAGAUAAUUUACAAAAAUGUGAUAAUUCAAUAAUAAAUUGUGAUACUCCAAGUACUUCAAAAAUAAAUGAAGAGAAAAAUGAAGAAAAGAUUAAUUUAGAAAAACGAUAUAAACAACUUUAUAUGAAUGCUCAAUUACAUGGACAAUUAAUUUCUGCUAUGAGACAAACUUGUAAAGCAGCACUUAAAAAACAUGUCGGCGCGUUAAGAUUAGUUGCAGCAAUGUACGAAUGUAAAGUACAAACACCUGAACAAAUGUUGGGAAAAGUUCAAGCAGUACUUUCAAAUAAAAGGGCAAAAGUUUAUAGUGAAGAAAUUAAUGAAAUUAGUGGACUUUUUGAAAUUAGUGCUCAUUUACCGGUUAUAGAAAGUUUUUCGUUUUGUGAUCAAUUACGUAAAAGAAGUAGUGGAAAAGCCUCAGCACAAUUAGAAUUUUCUGGGUGGCAAUUAAUUGAUGAAGAUCCAUUUUGGGAGCCGAGUACGGAGGAAGAGAUGGAAGAAUUUGGUCGCCCUAGUGUUCAAAUACAAAACCAAGCAAGACAAUACAUGGACGCUGUGCGCAGAAGAAAAGGUCUUCCAACAGAAGAUGUAAUUGUUGUUUGUGCAGAAAAACAAAGAAAUUUAAAAAGAAAUAAAUAA